This is a messenger RNA of Manihot esculenta (cassava), 1214 nucleotides long. RefSeq lists its product as uncharacterized. Lineage: Eukaryota; Viridiplantae; Streptophyta; Magnoliopsida; Malpighiales; Euphorbiaceae. Gene Ontology annotation, biological process: mitochondrial respiratory chain complex IV assembly. The record is from RefSeq and is a predicted model, not a curated record. The coding region runs from base 139 to 369 and encodes 76 amino acids. Gene Ontology annotation, cellular component: mitochondrion. The transcript is spliced from 3 exons.
UUAGGCCUGUUAGUGUGUGAGCUCAUUAGAGUAGGCGCUCGCCCAAAGAUCUAGCUAUAAGCCCUAAUAUCUUGUCCAUUUUCGAGAGAUCUUCCUGUCUGGUGAGUUUUCAGGGGAAACAAAGAUUUUCUAGGGAAAAUGUCGUCUCUGGGAGCAUCUAAGGGGAUUUUGGAGAUCGCUAAGUUCGGCGUGUAUGUGACCAUUCCCCUCAUUCUUAUGUACACUUUCGCCAACAAUACCAAGAAUCUACAGAAAUUCAUGGGCAAUCGGCCAUACAUUGUUUAUCCCCCAGAGGGACCAAGGCCUCCAUCACCAGAGGAACUAAGGGCGGUGGCACGGGAAUUAGCUCGUCAGAGGAACAACAAUUGAUACUGCCAAUAAGCAACUUUGCUAGCCUUUCAGUUGUGUCAAAUGUAGAGCCAAGCAGGGGUUUCAAGCCCUCGCCUGCAAACAAAGGCAAGAGAUGCAUAGAACAGUCUCGAUGAAGAGUAUCAUUGCCGCGAACGGCUGGGAUCCGCCACAAGCGAAAUGAACAACUGCACUUUCCCGGAGUCUCUCAACCUUGUAGAAACUAUAGCACAACGAGCUUCACCUUCUUCUUCUUCUUCUUCUUCUAGUGCUUGACCUUUUGGGCUUAGAGUGAGUCUUCUUCUUUCUCUUCUGGGUACCACCUUGGAAACGAUGCACCAGGUGAAGAGUGUAUUCCUUCUGGAUGUAGUCAGCGAGAGUGUGCCCGUCCUUCAGCUGCUGAUCGGGAGGGAUGCUCUCCUUGUCCUGGAUCUUGGCAUAAUUUUACGUAUAGUUAUUCCAAAAUCUGAUUGAUAAUAUUAUAAUUUACUAUAAUUUUAAGUAUAAUUAUUUCAAACUUUUAAAUAUAAUCGAAGAUAUUUGGCAGUUGAGCUACAUCACUGCACGUUCAACUCAGCCAUUUUGCCAUGUUACUUUUGUAUCUGAAUAAUAUUGGUGUCUGACGAUGUUUUUAGCCAAUUUCGAUUAAACUUUUUAUUUGUAUUUUUUUUUUCUUGAUAGCAACAGUGAAACAAGGACUUCGGACCUUUUAACUGUUUUAUCGGUUAAUUAACGUUCGUGCUCUCAACAAAUUUUUUGCUUUUAAGAUUAUUAUCAUGCUAUAAAAUACAAAGGAUUAUUCGUUGCUCUUAUAAAAAUGCUGAUUUUUUAUAAAUAAAAAUAAAUUAAAGGAGCUUUUUUUUUUU